Molecule: messenger RNA, 6750 nt
Organism: Dentiscutata erythropus
Lineage: Eukaryota; Fungi; Glomeromycota; Glomeromycetes; Diversisporales; Gigasporaceae
Source: the annotation of a GenBank genome assembly
AUGGACGAAAUUAUUAAUCGGCUAAAGAAUAAAGAUAGGGCCAUUCAACAAAAGGCCGCACAAGAUCUUCGUAUACUGGUCGAAGGACAACCUAAUUUAUUAAAUGAAGCGAAUAAAAGAAUAUUUGAAAUGAUGCAAGGGGACACCCCCGAUUCUCAUAAAAUCGGUGAUUCACUGAUAAACAAUAACAUCGAGACAACGACAUUGUCUCGCUUCACGAAUUAUUUGAAAAUGGUUCUUCCGAGUGGAGACCAACAAAUCAUGAUUUUGGCAUCAAAGGCGCUAGGUAAAUUGGCCGCUCCUAACGGUGCAGUAACGGCUAUUUUCGUAAUGCGUGAAGUUAAUACUGCACUGGAAUAUUUGCAAGGGGAUCGUCAGGAAUUAAGAAGAUAUGCAGCAGCACUCGUACUUCGUGAACUUGCACAAAAUGCGCCGACACUAAUAUAUGGGCAUGUACCAGCGAUUCUAGACUCAAUAUGGGUGGGAUUACGCGACCAGAAGCAAAUCAUACGAGAAGCUUCUGCAGAGACCUUGAGCGUUUGUCUCAAAAUUGUGAAUGAACGUGAAACUGUGUUAAAGAUUCAAUGGUAUAACAAGAUAUAUGAUGAAGCCGUAAAAGGCAUAAAAAGUAAUAAUGCAGAUCAGAUACAUGGGGCGCUAUUAGUUUACCGUGAAUUGCUAAAUCAUGCACAAGCAUUUAUGCACGAAAGAUAUAAAAAUGUUUGUGAAACAGUGCAUCGUUACAAAGACCAUCGUGAUAGCCUUAUUCGACGAACUGUAAUUUCACUAAUACCAGUUCUUGCAGAAUUUAAUGAUAAAGAGUUUGUUGCUACAUAUGUUCAAAAAUUUAUGUCGCACCUUUUGAAUCAACUCAAGAAAGAUCGCGACAGGUCCAUUGCUUUUAUAGCAAUUGGGCAGGUGGCAUGUGCAGUAGGAAGUAAUAUGAGCCCUUAUUUAGAUUCUAUUUUAAGCAAUAUCAAAGAAGGUUUAUCUGCAAGAGCCGGAAGCGAAGCCCCCUUAUUCCAAUGUAUUGGCAUGUUAGCCCGAGCAGUUGGUCAAGCACUUACAAAGCACAUGCAUGAACUUUUAGACUUAAUGUUCCAAUGCGGAUUAAGCGAGCAACUUCGACAAGCUCUUACGGAGCUUGCAGUUUUUAUUCCACCGUUACUGCCAAACAUUCAAGAACGUCUUUUAAACACGCUAUCAAAUAUGCUGAGUGGACAACCGUUUCGACCUCCUGGCUCACCAGCACUAGAAGGAAAUGAUUUGAAACGACAUCUUGGAAAUCAGAUGUCGGAAUUAAAAGAUGUAGAGACGAUAACACUCGCAUUGAAAACACUUGGAAGUUUUAAUUUUGAAGGGCACAUAUUAAAUGAAUUUGUCAGAGACUGUGUAGUUCGUUAUUUAGAGCAGGAAAAUCAUGAAGUUCGUGGAGCGGCGGCUCUGACUUGUUGUCAGUUAUUUGCUCGAGAUCCAAUUUUGGAUCAGACUAGUAAUCACUCAAUUCAGGUUGUAAAUGAAGUGUUAGAGAAGCUAUUGACUGUCGGUGUCGCUGACCCUGAUCCAUCGAUUAGAGAGACUGUUCUUUCAAACCUUACCGAAAGGUUUGAUCGGCACCUGGCUCAGGCGGAGAAUAUACGCUCUUUGUUUAUUGCGCUCAAUGACGAAGUAUUUGCAAUUCGCGAAAUUACAAUUAUAAUUAUAGGUCGACUAGCUUCUCAUAAUCCCGCAUAUGUAAUGCCAUCUUUGCGGAAAACAUUGAUUCAACUUUUAACAGAUCGCAACAAAGAAGAAAGUGCUAAGCUACUAGGUUUAUUGGUCUCUGCUUCUCAAAGACUGAUUAAACCAUACGUAGAGUCAAUACUUAAUGCACUAUUACCUAAAUCUCGAGAUCCAAGUCCUGCAGUUGCCUCUAGUGUUUUAGCUGCACUCGGUGAAUUAGCACGUGUAGGAGGGGAAGAUCUAAUUCCCUACUUAGACAACUUAAUGCCACUAAUAAUCGAUGCCUUACAAGACCAAAGCUCUACAGUCAAGCGAGAUGCUGCGCUAAAAACAUUGGGUCAACUUACAAGUAAUACCGGCUUCGUCAUUGAACCAUAUCAAAAAUAUCCUAAAUUGCUUACCAUUCUUACCAAUAUAUUAAAAACGGAGCAGUCUCCCUCGAUACGACGGGAAACAGUUAAAUUGGUGGGAAUUUUGGGUGCUCUAGAUCCUUAUCGACACAAGAUAACGAUCGGAUCUUCAGAUGAUUCUCUAACAGAUCCAAAAUCCUCAAAUACUGACGUUUCCCUUUUGAUGACGGGAAUGGGUCCAACGUCUGAAGAAUAUUAUCCUACAGUUGUAAUAAAUGCACUUAUGAAAAUAUUACGAGAUCCUUCAUUGAGUGCCCACCACACAGCUGUUAUUCAAGCUGUUAUGUAUAUAUUCAAAACUUUGAGUUUGAAAUGCGUUCCGUUUUUGCCACAAAUCACACCAGCUUUCAUAGGAGUAAUGAAGACAUGUCCUUCUGGAAUGCUAGAAUUUUAUUUUCAACAGCUUAGCAUUUUAGUAUCUAUUGUUCAACAACACGUCAGAAAUUACCUUUCGGACAUUUUUGUUUUAGUCGAAACUUUUUGGAAUCCAAGCUCUACUAUUCAAAUUACAAUAAUUCAUCUUGUAGAAGAGAUUGCAAAGGCCCUGGAUGGCGAGUUUAAAAAUUAUCUUCCUAGACUUUUGCCUAUAAUGCUGCAAAUUUUUGAUGAAGACGAAAGUGAUAAGCGACAACCUACUCAAAGAGUUUUACACGCACUUGUAGUAUUUGGCACGAACAUUGAAGAAUAUAUGCACCUUGUUAUUCCUGUAAUUGUCAAACUUUUCGAGAGAACAGAUCUGCCUCCUCAACUACGUAAAUCAGCCAUUGGCACAAUUGGUCAAUUAUCAAAAAAAGUAAACUUUUCGGAUCACGCAUCCAGAAUUAUUCACCCAUUAGCUCGCGUCUUGGCUUCAAAUAACAAUGAAUUAAAAAUGGCUGCAAUGGAUACACUUUGUGCUUUGGUAUUUCAAUUAGGAUCAGAUUAUGCAAUAUUUAUUCCUUUAAUAAACAAAAUUUUACAGAGACACAGGAUUACACAUCCAAACUAUGAUAUGUUAGUUUCUAAGCUUUUAAAAGGCGAACCUUUACCUCAAGAAUUCGGAACAGAAGAAAGGUUUAACGAAGCGCGUAUUGAAGAGACGCCCACUGCUGAAGCAAAUACUAAAAAGUUACCCGUAAAUCAACAACACCUAAAAAAUGCAUGGGAAUGUUCUCAAAGGUCGACAAGAGAUGACUGGCACGAAUGGAUUCGCCGUUUAAGUGUCGAAUUACUUAAAGAGUCGCCUUCACAUGCACUUCGGGCAUGUGCAAGCUUGGCUGGUGUCUACGUUCCCUUAGCAAGAGAAUUAUUUAAUGCAGGAUUCAUAUCAUGCUGGUCAGAGUUGUACUAUCAAUAUAAGGAUGAACUUGUUAGCUCUUUAAUGUCUGCAUUAAGAGCACCAAAUAUUCCCCCUGAAAUUGUUUCUACUAUUUUAAAUCUUGCCGAAUUCAUGGAGCACUACGAUAAACCACUUCCAAUUGAUAUUAGAACACUUGGUAACCAUGCUGAAACUUGUCAUGCAUAUGCUAAAGCGCUUCAUUAUAAGGAGCUAGAAUUUAUGACAGAGUCUUCAACCGAAACUAUCGAAAAACUGAUUCAAAUUAACAACCAACUUCAACUUCCCGACGCUGCUAUUGGUAUUCUUAAACAUGCACAACAAACUCCCGGUUUGCAAGACCUCCAAUUGAAAGAGAAUUGGUAUGAAAAACUUACUCGUUGGGAGGAUGCAUUAGCUGCUUAUAAUAAACGGCGGCAAAGUGAUCCAAACGAUUUUGAGGCAACUUUAGGUGUUAUGCGCUGUCUACAUUCUUUAGGUGAUUUUGAUGGACUUUCAGAACUUGUUCAAGAGAAAUGGCCUGAUGCAUCAAAUGAAAUGCGCAAAGCAAUGUCCACUUACGCGGCUGCAGGUGCUUGGUCUCUAGGCCAAUGGAAUUUAUUGGAAGAUUACAUUCCGACAAUCAAGUCAGAAUCACCAGAUCGAUCAUUUUAUCAAGCAAUACUUGCUUUACAUAAGAACAAAUAUGAUGAGGCAAUUCAGUAUAUCGGUAAAACACGAGAUCUUUUGGAUACUGAACUGACUGCUCUUGUUGGAGAGAGUUACAAUCGUGCAUACAGCGUUGUCGUCCGUGUACAAAUGGUGGCUGAAUUAGAAGAAAUUAUCGCAUACAAGCAAUUUUCUGACCAACCUGAUAGGCAAGCAACCAUAAGGAAAACAUGGAUGAAAAGGCUAAAAGGAUGUCAGCGCAGUGUUGAAGUUUGGCAACAAAUACUUAAAGUGCGAGCACUAGUUAUAGCUCCUAAGGAAAAUAUAGAAAUGUGGAUAAAAUUUGCAAACUUAUGUCGUAAGAGUGAUCGUCUUGAAUUUGCAGAGAAGACAUUGAAGCAACUUUUAGUUGGAGACCAAAAAUUAGAAAAAGUGCACCCAUCGGACUUUACAGCUAGAAUGUCUAAUGACCUUCGUGUUGGAAACAAGGAGCUUCUUGCCCGUUGUUAUCUUAAAAAGGGUGAAUGGCAGAAGGUCCUACAAGAUGAUUGGGAACCGGAAACUAUACCUGACAUAUUGCAAUCAUACUCCCUUGCAACACAACACGAUAAAGAUUGGUAUAAGGCAUGGCAUGCUUGGGCCCUCGCUAACUUCGAAGUGAUAUCACAUUAUGAAAAGCUUAUCGGCACUGAUAAUGAAUCUCAAGAAGAGCAAAACGUUUAUGACAUGCUUGAUGAAGAAAAUGCAGAUCUUUACCAAGAGAUGUUGCGUUACGUGGUUCCUUCCGUGCAAGGCUUCUUUAGGUCCAUUGCUCUUUCUAGAGGCAAUUGUCUGCAAGAUACCUUGCGAUUGCUUACUUUGUGGUUUAAGUACGGUUAUAAUGAGGAUGUUAGCAAGGCCAUUAAACAAGGAUUUGGAAGCGUUAAUAUUGAUACUUGGCUUGAAGUAAUUCCUCAGUUGAUUGCUCGUAUCCAUGCACUAAAUGUUAACGUGCGUGAACUAAUACGUAAUUUGCUCGUUGAUGUUGGUAAAGAACAUCCACAAGCGUUAAUAUACCCGUUAACAGUCGCUUCGAAGUCUCAGAGUCCUUAUAGACAAAUUGCAGCUUCAGCUGUGAUGGAUAAACUGCGGUCUCAUAGUGCAGUUCUUGUUGAACAAGCUCUGUUAGUAAGUCAAGAACUUAUCCGUGUCGCCAUUUUAUGGCAUGAAAUAUGGAUGGAAAAUCUGGAAGAAGCAUCAAGAUUAUACUUUAUUGAUCGCAAUUUCGAAGCUAUGUUCCAAAUUUUGGAUGAAUUACAAGAGCGCCUUGAUCGUGGUCCUGAAACGUUACGAGAGAUGGCAUUUGUUCAAGCAUACGGUCGAGAACUUCAGGAAGCUGGAGGAUGGUGCAAAAAAUAUAAGCAAACUGGUGAUAUGACAUUCCUAGCACAAGCGUGGCAGAUUUAUCAUGAUUUGUUCAAAAAAAUAACGGCGCAAGUUUCAACAAUUACCUCGCUUGAUUUCCAAUACGUCUCUCCAAAAUUACUUGCUGCACGUGACCUGGAAUUGGCAGUACCAGGAACCUACAAGAGUGGAGAAGCUGUGACAAAAAUUGCAAGUUUUGUGCCAACAGUUAACAUUAUUUCUUCAAAACAACGGCCACGAAAAUUAAAUCUGAUUGGAAGUGAUGGUAAAGAAUAUCAAUUUUUAUUAAAAGGCCACGAAGAUUUGCGUCAAGAUGAACGUGUAAUGCAACUAUUCGGUUUGGUUAACACACUUCUUUCUAUCGAUUCUGAGACAUUUAAGCGUCAUUUGAACAUUACAAGAUAUACAGUCACACCACUGACACCGAAUAUUGGACUUCUUGGAUGGGUUCCUAAUUGUGAUACACUUCAUGCUCUCAUUCGCGAUUAUCGCGAAAGUAAAAAAAUUCUACUGAAUCUUGAGCAUCGGUUGAUGUUACAGAUGGCUCCUGACUAUGAUCAAUUAACAAUAAUCGAAAAAGUCGAAGUUUUCGAGUUUGCAUUAGCCAACACAACGGGACAAGAUCUGUACAGGGUGCUUUGGCUUAAGAGCAAAAAUUCUGAAGCAUGGCUAGAACGAAGAACAAACUAUACACGAUCUUUAGCUCUAAUGUCCAUGGUAGGAUACAUUCUUGGACUUGGUGAUAGACAUCCGUCAAAUAUUAUGUUAGAUCGUUACACAGGGAAAAUAGUUCACAUCGAUUUUGGCGACUGUUUUGAGGUUGCAAUGACGCGUGAGAAAUAUCCAGAAAAAAUUCCAUUCCGAUUAACGCGUAUGUUAACAAACGCAAUGGAAGUAAGCGGCAUUGAAGGCAAUUUCCGCACUACCUGUGAGGCAGUAAUGAACGUUUUGCGAAAAAAUAAGGAAAGUCUUAUGGCAGUCCUGGAAGCUUUCGUUCACGAUCCCCUAAUAAAUUGGCGAAUCAUGGCACAUCCAAGUCCACGGCAAGAUGGUGAAAAUCUAAAUGUAGCCGGUGCGAGUAACCGUCGUGCGCGUGACAUUAUAAACCGUAUCUCAAAUAAAUUAACAGGUAAGGAUUUUAAUCCUAACCAAGAGUUGGAUGUCCCAUCACAGGUCGAAAGAUUAAUACAGCAAGCGAGGUCCGUGGAGAAUUUAUGCCAAUGCUACAUUGGAUGGUGUGCAUUCUGGUGA